Capsella rubella is the source of this 1621-nucleotide messenger RNA. RefSeq names its product putative G3BP-like protein. Gene Ontology annotation, molecular function: mRNA binding. Bases 117 to 1412 code for a protein of 431 amino acids. Lineage: Eukaryota; Viridiplantae; Streptophyta; Magnoliopsida; Brassicales; Brassicaceae. The record is from RefSeq and is a predicted model, not a curated record. Gene Ontology annotation, cellular component: cytosol; ribonucleoprotein complex. The transcript has 9 exons.
CCCAAUCACAACAAGUAACUUUCUCUCUAGCUCUCUCUCUCUCUGUCUUCUCCAGUCUUGUUGUGUGAAUUUGAUUCGUAUUAUUGUCUUCUCCAAUUUACCAGGAUUGUGCAGAGAUGACAACUGAAUCAAACGCUCCGUCAGUAGAUCCACUCACCGUGGGCAAUGCCUUUGUUGAGAAAUACUAUAACCAUCUUUACGAAUCGCCCGCGGAAGUUUACAAAUUCUAUCUCGAGAAUAGUGGGAUUUUACGGCCGGGUCUCGAUGGUGAGAUGGUUUCUAUCAAGUCUUUGAAAGCUAUUAAUGAUCAGAUAAUGUCCAUUGACUACACAAACUCGAAGAUUGAGAUUCUGACUGCUGAUUCUCAACCAUCUUUAAAGAAUGGUGUUGUAACUCUAGUCACGGGUUUAGUGAUAAAAGAUGGAGGAAGAAGGAAAUUUUCUCAAAGUUUCUUCCUUGUGCCGCGGAAUGGAAGCUACUUUGUGCUGAAUGAUACCUUUAGGUAUGUGUCUGAUGAGAUUGUUGAACCAGAAGCUACCAAGGAGGUUGAGGAGAUAAUCGAGCCAACAAACAGUGUAACCGGUUGGUACUUUACGAAUGAGCGUGAAAAGGAGAUUGUAGAUGCGGUUACUGUCCCGACUCAAGCUACAACUUCGGUGACAAAACCCGCAGCUGCCAUAGCAAACGGACAUGCAAAUGUCCCCAAGGAUAAUAAAGUUGUGAAUGAAAACAGCAACGAACCUAAAGCUGCUGAAACCAAACUUGAAGAGGCGGCUCCCAAGAAAUCCUUUGCAUCAGUUGUCCAAUCUCCGGCUCAAAACGGUAGUGGAUUCCAUGUUAAAGCUUCACCAAUUAAGCCUAAACGUGUCGAGAAACCGACUGUUGCUCCCGAGCGUAAGGCUCCUUCCCCAAUUCAUCAACAGGCUUCUGCUAAAAUCAUUGAACAACCAGCCAAGGGUGUUUCCAUAUUUGUUGCAAACUUGCCUAUGGAUGCGACGACUGAGCAACUCUAUGAAACAUUCAAAGGUUUUGGAGCGAUUAGAAAAGAUGGUAUCCAAGUCAGAAGUUACCCGGAAAAGAAGAACUGUAUUGGGUUUGUGGCAUUCGAAAAUGGUGAAGCAGUAAAAAGUGUCUUCCAGGCUCACAAGGAAUCUCCAAUCAGAAUCGGGAACCGACGAGCAUCUAUAGAAGAAAAGCGAGGAGGUAGCAACACUCAAAAUGGCAGCAGACCCUCUGCACGAAACAACGGUGGUUACUAUAGGAAUGAGAAUGGUCACAGAAACGAUGGAUACAAACCUCGGGGCAAUGGUGUCAGUGGAGGAAGAGGCUAUGGGAGACGGAACAAUGAGUCUGAUGGGGAUGGUAAAGCAUACCAGAACAACGGCCAUGGCAAUACUGAGGCCAAAAACUAGUAUAGUUUUUGCUUCUUCCAAGUUUUGUUCAUCGGUUUAGGUUUUAGGCGAUGUUAAAACAGAAUUUAGUUUUCAUUGAUAUUCUAGGCGAUGAUCAUUUCGGUUUGAGAUUUUGUUUUGGGAUAAAUCUAGAACAUAUUUCUUCACUGUUUGAUCUGUACCUUCUCAUGAACAAAGGAGAGAACAAAAUUGAAUUGAUUUUAAGGUUC